GCGCACUUGUUCUCCAUCAUUCCUAAAAGCAAAACCCUCAAAAAUACAGAACCUAACAAAAACGCAAUCGCACUCUACAAAAAUUCCUACCUCCGAUUCUCACCUUCACAUCACAGAUUCCAUUCUUCUCUUCUUCUGCUUCUCCCAAGUUCCAACUGAUUACUGCACUAUAUGCUUCCAAGAAAGAGACCUAGCGAAGGAGAGGUUGUAGAAGAAGGGACUGAAAACAAUAACAACAGCAGCAACAACAGCGGAAGCAACAGCGGCGGCGGCGUUGUAGGUGGUGGUGCUGCUGCGGCCUCAUUUCACAAGAAGUGCCGGAUCGGGAGCCUAACUGCCUGCUCGCCCUCUGGUGCUGCCGAGGAUUCGGCGGUGAACAACACUGACCGGAGCAGAGACGACAAGAACAGCGGCAGCAGCAACAACAGCAUAAGCGUCGAAGGAGGACCGUCAGAUAUGGCUUUGGGAGAUUCCAACCCGCCGGAGAUCGAUGAGGAUCUCCAUAGCCGUCAGCUUGCGGUGUACGGACGCGAGACCAUGAGGAAGCUCGUUGGUUCCAAUGUCCUUGUUUCAGGGAUGCAGGGUCUUGGCGUUGAGAUCGCGAAGAAUCUCAUUCUUGCUGGUGUCAAAUCCGUGACUUUGCAUGAUGAAGGGAAUGUGGAGUUAUGGGAUUUGUCCAGUAAUUUUGUGUUUUCUGAGAAUGAUAUUGGCAAGAACAGGGCAGAGGCUUCUGUUGCUAAGCUGCAGGAACUCAACAAUGCUGUCCUUGUUCGAACCUUGACAACUACGUUGACGAGAGAACAACUUUCUGAUUUCCAGGCGGUUGUUUUCACUGAAACCAGUCUUGAGAAAGCUGUUGAGUUCAAUGAUUACUGCCACAACCAUCAGCCUGCCAUUGCUUUUAUUAAAACUGAAGUUAGAGGCCUCUUUGGAUCUGUGUUUUGUGAUUUUGGGCCCGAGUUCACUGUUACUGAUGUUGAUGGAAAUGAUCCCCAUACUGGUAUAAUUGCAUCCAUCAGUAAUGACAACCCAGCUCUGGUAUCUUGUGUUGAUGAUGAGAGGCUCGAGUUUCAGGAUGGAGAUUUGGUUGUAUUUUCUGAAGUUCAUGGUAUGACAGAGUUGAAUGAUGGAAAACCAAGGAAGAUUAAAAAUGCUAGAGCAUAUUCAUUUACUCUUGAAGAAGACACCACAAAAUAUGGUACAUAUGAGAAAGGUGGUAUUGUCACACAGGUCAAACAACCAAAGGUGUUGAACUUUAAACCACUAAGGGAAGCACUUCGUGAUCCUGGUGAUUUUCUUCUGAGUGACUUUUCCAAGUUUGAUCGCCCGCCGCUCCUGCAUUUGGCAUUCCAGGCCUUGGAUAAGUUUGUCUCUGAUGUAGGUCGCUUUCCUGUUGCUGGUUCAGAGGAUGAUGCUCAGAAACUUGUAUCUAUUGCUAGUGAUAUUAAUGGUAGCUUAGGUGAUGGACGGUUGAACGAUGUGAAUCCAAAACUUCUGCGGCAAUUUGCCUUUGGUGCUAGGGCAGUGUUGAACCCAAUGGCUGCAAUGUUUGGUGGAAUUGUGGGACAAGAGGUUGUGAAGGCAUGCUCUGGAAAAUUUCAUCCACUUUAUCAGUUUUUCUACUUCGACUCAGUCGAAUCACUUCCUACAGAACCACUGGAUCCCAAUGAUUUUAGACCAAUAAACAGUCGUUAUGAUGCCCAGAUUUCAGUAUUUGGACAAAAGUUACAGAAGAAGUUAGAGGAUGCUAAAGUGUUUGUUGUUGGAUCUGGUGCAUUGGGAUGUGAAUUUUUGAAAAAUCUUGCCCUUAUGGGAGUUUCUUGUGGAAGUCAAGGAAAGCUGACAGUUACUGAUGAUGAUGUCAUAGAGAAGAGUAACCUAAGCAGGCAGUUCCUCUUCCGUGAUUGGAAUAUUGGCCAGGCUAAGUCUACAGUUGCUGCUUCAGCUGCUGCAUCAAUAAAUCCAUCUCUGAAUAUUGAAGCUCUACAAAAUCGAGUUGGUCCUGAAACUGAAAAUGUGUUCCAUGAUGCAUUUUGGGAGAAUUUGAGUGUUGUGAUUAAUGCAUUAGACAACGUGAAUGCUAGAUUGUAUGUCGAUCAGAGGUGCUUGUAUUUCCAGAAGCCUCUUCUCGAGUCUGGAACUCUUGGAGCCAAAUGCAAUACACAGAUGGUCAUUCCCCACCUAACAGAAAACUAUGGCGCUUCAAGAGAUCCGCCCGAGAAACAGGCACCAAUGUGUACUGUACACUCAUUUCCACACAACAUUGAUCACUGCUUGACAUGGGCUCGAUCAGAAUUUGAGGGUUUGCUUGAGAAAACACCUGCUGAGGUAAAUGCAUAUUUGUCUAAUCCAAGUGAAUAUACCAAUGCAAUGAGGAGUGCUGGUGAUGCUCAAGCAAGGGACAACUUGGAGCGUGUUCUUGAGUGCUUGGACAAAGAGAAGUGUGACACUUUUGAAGAUUGUAUUACUUGGGCCAGACUAAAGUUUGAAGAUUAUUUUGCUAACCGAGUGAAGCAGUUAAUUUAUACUUUCCCUGAAGAUGCUUCAACCAGUACUGGAGCUCCUUUCUGGUCUGCACCUAAACGAUUCCCUCAUCCACUUCAGUUCUCAUCCUCUGAUAUUGGUCAUCUUCAGUUUGUAAUGGCAGCUUCCAUACUUAGAGCAGAAACAUUUGGUAUACCAAUCCCAGACUGGGUGAAGAACCCUAAAAAAUUGGCUGAAGCUGUUGAUAGCGUGAUAGUACCUGACUUCCAGCCCAAGAAAGAUGCAAAAAUAGUGACAGACGAGAAGGCCACUACUCUUUCCACUGCUUCUAUAGAUGAUGCAGCUGUUAUCAAUGAUCUAAUCACCAAGCUAGAAAGGUGCCGGGCAAAUCUAUCAUCAGAGUUCAGGAUGAGGCCAAUUCAGUUUGAAAAGGAUGAUGAUACAAACUACCAUAUGGACAUGAUUGCUGGCCUAGCAAACAUGAGGGCACGGAAUUACAGCAUUCCUGAGGUUGACAAACUUAAGGCAAAGUUUAUUGCUGGCCGAAUCAUUCCAGCAAUUGCAACCUCAACUGCCAUGGCCACUGGUCUUGUGUGCCUGGAGCUGUACAAAGUCUUGGAUGGAGGACACAAAGUUGAGGACUACCGAAACACAUUUGCCAACUUAGCUCUCCCCCUCUUUUCCAUGGCUGAACCAGUUCCUCCAAAGGUCAUCAAGCAUCAAGAUAUGAGUUGGACAGUUUGGGACAGGUGGAUAUUGAAAGACAAUCCUACUCUCAGAGAGCUCCUUGACUGGCUGAAGGCAAAAGGCUUGAAUGCUUAUAGCAUUUCGUGUGGUAGCUGUCUGCUCUAUAAUAGCAUGUUCCCUAGGCACAAAGAUCGAAUGGACAAGAGAAUGGUGGAUCUCGCAGAGGAAGUGGCCAAGGUGGAGAUCCCUUCAUACCGUCGUCACUUGGACGUUGUCGUGGCCUGCGAGGAUGACGAUGAUAAUGACAUUGACAUCCCUCAGAUAUCUAUUUAUUUCCGUUAGGCUCUUUUCAUCCAUCAGGUGUCUCAGACUUGACUUCGGUUAGAAGCGAGAAAAAAGGACAGAAUGCUUGACUCUGCUGUUCCAUAUUCAUAAUGGCUACAUGCAUGUUGACAUUGUUCUCCAUAGAACAGUUCAUAUAUGAAUUGAUAAGGAACGAACUUUCUUUGUACGUCAUUUUGUUUGGUGUUUCUUGAUUUUUUGUGCCUUUGUUUCUUGAGAUGGUGAUAUGAUGGCAUGCCAUGACUUUAUCUUGUGCAA
Molecule: messenger RNA, 3771 nt
Organism: Arachis stenosperma
Lineage: Eukaryota; Viridiplantae; Streptophyta; Magnoliopsida; Fabales; Fabaceae
Product: ubiquitin-activating enzyme E1 1-like
Exons: 7
Coding region: 172-3513 (1113 amino acids)
Biological process (GO): protein sumoylation
Cellular component (GO): SUMO activating enzyme complex; cytoplasm
Molecular function (GO): SUMO activating enzyme activity
Source: RefSeq, a predicted model, not a curated record